UAUCAACACAACGAAGAAGACGACUACGACGACGAAAUGCGAGGGAUGAGAUCACUACGCGGUACUUCUAAAUCCGCCUUAAUUUUCCGUCCGGCGAGAUUAACCUCUCUUCGGAGCCUCUUCACCGGUUGCCGUGCCGUGAUGUUACCUCGAUUCGGCGGUCCGGAGGUUUUAGAGCUCCGGGAUAAUAUUCCGGUGCCGAAUCUCAAUCCCAACGAGGUUCUCGUCCGUGCGAAAGCUGUCUCCGUCAAUCCUCUUGAUUGCAGAAUAAGAGCAGGGUAUGGACGUUCUGUGUUCCAACCGCAUCUACCUAUUAUCAUUGGACGUGAUGUUAGUGGUGAAGUUGCUGCGAUUGGGAACUCUGUUAAGUCGUUUAGAGUAGGGCAAGAAGUGUUUGGUGCGUUGCAUCCUACUGCGUUAAGAGGUACUUAUACUGAUCAUGCAAUACUUUCUGAGGAGGAACUUACUGAGAAGCCAGCUUCAGUUUCUCAUGUGGAGGCCAGUGCUAUUCCUUUUGCAGCGUUGACUGCUUGGCGUGCUUUAAAGAGUGAUGCUCGGAUACUUGAAGGACAAAGAGUAUUAGUUUUUGGAGGAGGAGGAGCAGUAGGUUUUGCUGCAAUCCAGAUUGCGGUAGCCUCUGGGUGUCAUGUUACAGCUUCUUGUGUGGGUCAGACCAGAGAUAGAAUAGUAGCAGCUGGUGCCGAGCAGGCUGUUGACUACACAACCGAGGACAUUGAGGUGGUGGUAAAAGGAAAGUUUGACGCUGUGUUGGAUACUAUUGGUCGGCCUGAAACUGAGAGAAUAGGCAUAAACUUUUUGAGGAGGGGUGGAAACUAUAUGACUCUCCAGGGUGAGGCUGCAUCAUUAACUGAUAAAUAUGGUUUUGUGAUUGGGCUUCCGCUUGCAACUUCGCUCUUGGCAAAGAAAAAGAUUCAAUAUCAGUAUUCUCAUGGAAUAGACUACUCGUGGUCGUAUAUGAGGGCUGAUCCUGAAGGUCUAGCUGAGAUUCAGCGGUUAGUUGGAGCUGGAAAGCUAAAGAUACCAGUGGAAAAAACAUUUCCGAUAACCGAAGUUGUAGCAGCUCAUGAAGCAAAGGAGAAGAAGGAGAUUCCGGGUAAGGUGGUUCUUGAGCUCUGAACUAUAUAUAUAGAGAGAGAGUAACAAUAAUAAUCCUUGCAGAUCUCCCUAGCAGUUGUUCUUUUUUAGAAAUUACACACACGGGAAACAAAUGUUUUUCUGCGUCUUAAGUUUUCUGUAUAUGAGAUCUAUCAUGCUUAGAUUCAGGUUCAAAACUUUUGAAGUUUAUGUAUAGACUCUCCAAAGGGUUUUUAUUUGGGCAUUGUCUUUGUUGCAACUUGCAGUAAACCAACUAUACCGAGUAAUGAAAAUGGUUUAG
Eruca vesicaria subsp. sativa (arugula) is the source of this 1396-nucleotide messenger RNA. The record is from the annotation of a GenBank genome assembly. NCBI's taxonomy places the organism in Eukaryota, Viridiplantae, Streptophyta, Magnoliopsida, Brassicales, Brassicaceae.